This is a messenger RNA of Syzygium oleosum, 2749 nucleotides long. RefSeq lists its product as uncharacterized. Bases 922 to 2304 code for a protein of 460 amino acids. The transcript has 5 exons. NCBI's taxonomy places the organism in Eukaryota, Viridiplantae, Streptophyta, Magnoliopsida, Myrtales, Myrtaceae. The record is from RefSeq and is a predicted model, not a curated record.
UCUCUCUCUCCCUGCAGCGAGAAGACGAACCAACCACACCUCACACUCCCUCGUAUCUCAGUAUUUUCUCUCUCUAGAAACCUCUCGCUUCUCUCUCUAGCUCCACAGCGUUCCGCCCUCGCCGGGCGACGCUUCGCUUCGCUUCGGUUCGGUCGCGUCGGGUGCUCCCUCUCGUUUCCCUGUGCGCGGAGAUUCCAGCUUCUCGCGACGACCCGCGCGGUUCGAUCGGACGUGCCCUUCCCAUCUCGGCCUAAUUCGUAUGUUUCCGAUGCGUGUCGUGUCCAAUUGUGGGUUCUCCACCGAUUUGUUUUCGUGGGUUUUUGUUUUCGUUUUCCGGAGCGAGAGGAAUUGUUUUGACCCGCGAUUCUCGUUCUCCGCCGCGUCCGUUUCGGAUCCGUCCCGACCUGUCGAGCGCUUUAGCUCUCUCUUGCUAAUUCGAGGUGGUUCUUUUCGAAUUUGACUUGCUCCAAGUAGCCUUAAAAGUAGCAGAUUUAGUCGAUUCCGCUUGCUUUUUAUACGUGUCUGGAGUAUUUGUGGUAACCCCCCUUGUAUUUUUUGUCUCGUGUCUUUUGUCUGUUCAGUAAAUGGCGCUUGCACACCAGCCCUCGAACCAGAGUGCGUUCGUUUUUUUUUUCCUUUUGAUGGUUCUCGUUGAAGUCUGAUUACCCCUUUUUCUUUUUGUGAGUUUUCUCGGCCCUUUUGUUGAUGGAUUCGUAGAGUUGGUGUUGCGUCGCGGGGAGGUCGGCGGAAAAAUUCAUUUUGAUCUGUGAAUUUGGUCUUUUAGGACGACGUGGUAGCCGAGUUAAUGAGACUUAAGUUCAUUUAUGGUUUCUGUAAAGGGUUGAAGUCGCUGCUUGCAUGAUUUGUAGGAGCAAGCAUCGGGUAUGAUGCUGGUGAGACACAUGGAGAAACGUUGCACAGAUGAAUUGUGAAGCUGUAGGCACUGCAUAUUUGAACAGUGCUGUCUGGCUACGAUUACAGAUUUUGAUUUUGGUGCUUGUUAGAAUGGGUUCAGCUUGCUGUGUUGCUGCUAGAGACAAAACUAUCCCAGGUGGGCCAAGUAAUGAAUUCUUUCACCGAAAUAUACGGCACUCGCCAACAUGGAGCUUUCGGUGGGAAAACCGAGGGCGUGUAGCGGGUGAAGAGGCUUCUGUAGGUUGGUUUUCUGAUGGCAUCAGCCAAAAUAAUCACCUAGAUGUCAAGUACGAAAGUGCUUAUGCAUCAGAGGAUGGAAGUUCUUUGGAUAGUUCCCAUAGACCACCAUGGCCUAAGUCUCCAUUUUCUGAAGGGACUGCUAGACUUGCGAGAACUGCUGGUUCAGAUCAAUCUAUUUCACACAACGUCUCGUUGGAUGUGAAUUUGGAGCAGGCGGACUCCAGAGAAUCUCCAGCUUAUUUGUGUCCAUCCCCUACAAAAAUUUCGCACUCUUCCUUACCCUCAGCUUCGUCCCCAUUGCCGUCAUCCUCCCAAAUUCAUCUGCUGCCAGCUAGUUUAACUCCAUCAAGACAAUCCAGUCCUUCAGCAAAACAACCUUCACAGCAGAGAUCUGACAAUAAACUUCAAGGGAGUAAGUCACCAAGCAGUCAGUUGGAUGCUGAAGAAAGGCCAGGGAUCCCUUCCUGGAGCAAUGAUUCAACUAGGGGUUCCUAUGGUGGGUCUUCAGAUGGGUGGUCUGUCAAUGCCUUUUCAGAACUUGUGGCUACUUCUCGCCAGGGUAGUUGGUCUUUUGAUGGUGAACCUGUGGGCUUGAAGCGUGAGAAGAUAACCAAACGAAGUAGUCAAACUUCUGCUGAUCAGCAAACCUGUGGAGUUUGCACGAAGUCGUUGACUGAGAAAUCAUCAUGGAGCGCCCAGAAGAUAAUCGCUAACAAUGAGCUUUCUGUUGUGGCUGUUUUAAUGUGUGGUCACAUUUAUCAUGCUGAAUGUUUGGAGAUUAUGACACCAGAUAUCGACAAGUAUGAUCCCACUUGCCCCAUCUGUACUUUCGGGGUGAAGCAGACCCUUAAGAUGUCUGAAAAAGCAUUAAAAGCGGAAAUGGAUUCGAAAAUCAAAAAGGGAAAGAGAUCAAGAAAUCAAGUGGUGGAUAGUGAUGUUGGUGGUGAUUAUGUGUAUGAUCGAAUAAAAAGUAGCGGAAGUGAUGUGAAGAGUUCUAGGGCGGGCUCCAGUUCAGUCAUGAGAAGCUCCUCGGGGAAGCCUUUCUUGAGUCGCCACUUCUCCUUUGGAUCAAAGGGGAGUAGGUCCCUGAAAGAGAAUCAUUCUACCCGAAAAAAGGGAUUCUUCUGGACAAAAUCUAGCAAGGAAUGAUCUUGUUUAGCUCCAAUGAGAAUUUUCAUGACAAUCUCAGUCAGAUAAAGGAUUGCAGAGAAUUCCAUUUAGGUUCGAUUGAAGACGAGUUGUCUGUAUACACAGAAAUUGUCACAUUAAUUUGCUGUGGUUCUACACUGUACAGGAAUCAAAAGCGAAAGGAAUAUGUAGAAGGGUAAAAAUAGAACAGCCAAAAAGGGAAAUUUGGUAGGUUGAAGGCACAUAUGUGCUUCUCCUAGCUUAUUCUGUAUAAGUUCUGGUUGAUUUCUAUAUUGAUUGAUAAUAUGAAAUGAUAUAGAAUCAGAUCAAGUUAUGUGAGAUUGUUGUUUUUGAGUCCAAGGUCUGCCUACAUGCAUAUAUGCGGCGGCUUGGUGAUGGAUAGUGUUGUAUCUAGAUUUGCAACCUACUAUCAUUGUCAAUAUAUCAAUUGUUUGGCUUUGGGAAA